Molecule: messenger RNA, 5475 nt
Organism: Chlorocebus sabaeus (green monkey)
Lineage: Eukaryota; Metazoa; Chordata; Mammalia; Primates; Cercopithecidae
Source: RefSeq, a predicted model, not a curated record
GUCUCGAUCUCUUGACCUUGUGAUCCGCCCGCCUCGGCCUCCCAAAGUGCUAGGAUGACAGGUAUGAGCCACUGCGCCCGGCCAAUAUUUGUAGUUUCUGUAACUCACCUUAAGGAGGAGGAAUUUCAGUUUCUAUGGCCUGCCUUGCAGGAGAAAAAUGGGAGAAAGAAGGGGGGCAGGAGAAGGUCACAGAGAGACUUGGCUUCUGAGGCUCUUCCAGUGUCCUUUGGUUCAAAGUACUCAGCACGCCCAAGUGUCAUAUUUUUAGGCAUCGCUUUCUGACCCCUAACAGCACCUUCACUCAGAUGACCACUGGGCAUCUCAAACAUAACCCAGACCAAGCACCGGCCACUUUCCACAUCUCAGAUAAUGACAACUCUCCUAGGUGCUCAAGCCAAAACUGUGCAGUCCUUCCUGCUCUUUCCCUCACUCCCUACAUCCAACUCCUCAGCAAAUCCUGUGUUCUCUACCUUCAAAAGCCAUUGUAAAUCUGGCUGCCUCUCCCUCCCUGCUCUCACCGCCCUUGUGACCUCUCGCCUGGAUAGUGGCAGCAGGCUCCUCACUGGUCUCCAGCUUCCACUGACAUUGAUUCUCGCCACAGCAGCGAGAGUACGCCUUGAAAUCUCUCAGGUCCCUCCUCACAGCCCUGUCUAGACUAACAGCCCUCCCAGAUUUACAGAGCCCCAUCCCACCCCUUCCACCCCCACCUCCUACUGUUUGCCACCCCCUCCCCAGGCCUCCCAGCCUCACUGGCCUUCUUACACAACAGGCCUGAGGGCCACUGCGCUGACUGUUCCGUCUGCCUGGAAUUGGCAUGACUGGCUCCCUCAUUUCCUUCAAGUACUUGUCCAAUGUUACUUUCUCAGUGAGGCCUACCCUGACCACUCUAUUUGUAAUUGCAACCUCCCUACUCCCACAAUUUCCCGUCUCCCUUAUCCUCCUCUGUUUUUUCCGUGCCACUUAUUACCUUCUAACACAUUUAUUAUUAUUAUAUAGUAUUAACUGAACAAAAUUUAGUAGGGGAGACAGGCAAUAAACAAGAAAAUAAAAGCCUGAGCAUAGGAGAGUUUACUCUAGCAGUGAGUGCUCUGAUGGAAAUAACACCCUAGGGAUGGGAUAGACUGCAGGGCAGGUUGCUUUACAAUGGUCCCAGAGGGGACCUCUGAGCAGAGACUCAAAUCUGCCUCCAGAGGCGUCCUGAGGAGUGGAGCUGCGGCUGGGGGUGGGAAGGAAGGCCAUUCUAGGCUGCAGGAACUGUAAGGGCAAAGGCUCUGAGGUGGGAGCCAAGUUCAUGGGCAGAUGUUUGAGGACACCUCCGGCUUCCAGGGCCUUCCAGAAGCUCCAGUCUCUUGGGUUUGGUUGUGCAUUCCCGAGAUCUUCACCGCAGGCCGCCUCCUGGACCCACUAGGGCAGAGCCUGGGGGCUGCCGGUGGGCUUCAGGCCAGGGAAGCAGAAAUGGGUAAUUUCCAGAGGCAGAAAUCAGCCGACCCCGGUGGGCCAGUGGGUGGCCAGAAAAGCUUGACCGGCCCAAAAAGCUUGACCGGCCCUCGCGGGCUGUGUAUGAGCCCACCCCUAGGAGGUGCCCAGAGUGAGACGUCCCUGGUUUGGCUCUGCCGGGGAAGUAGGCCUAGCAGGGAGAGGGGGACCAGAGACGAAGAGAUGGACUGAGUUUUCCGGACGGUGGGCAAGGACCGAGGCCCGCGGACCAUCUGAGGGGGACCUCUGGGUUCGAGGCCGCCCGCACCGACCAGUUCUGUGGCUCGGGCAGUUCAACGCCCUCUCGGGCCUCAGUUUCCCGCCCUCGCAGAUCCCGAGGCCGCCUCGGAGAUCCCGGGCCGGUUGAAUACUGGGCGGGGAGGGGCGGUAACUCAAGCCUCCCGGGCGGGGUCUCCCAGCUCCCGCCGCCACGUUGCAGCCCAGGCGGAGGCGAGGGGUCUCGAGCCAAGAUCGCCCUCUUGGGCAUCGGUGCGAUCGGCGGCGGGAGGUAAGAGUGGACCCGGCGGGCUCCGGGAGGAAGUGGCCCCAGGGAAGGCGUGGCCGUGGGGACGUGGUGGGUAACAGCCCCGACACGAGGACGGGGAAACCGAGGCGGUAGCCAGGGAGACCCUGACCGAGAUGACCCCUGUUUAGGGCGAUAGCCGAGUUGGUGCUCCCCGCAGUGGCCACUGGCACUGCGGUCCCGCACCCCCAGCUCGCCUCUCCUCCAACAAAAGAAUCCAGGAAGACGACGGGGCAGGCGGGAGGCCGGGUGUGCGGGCGGCCUGGCCCCCCUGCUGGUGGAGAGGAGGAAGCGCCCUUCCCCGGACGCGGGAGAGGGGAGGGGGCAUGGCCUCACGGGCUGCCCACCCCCUCCGUGUGCCCCAGUGCUGGGCCCAGGACCCCCAGUAAGGCCACUCCUCUGGCAAAUAUCUGUGAUCUCCUCCUCCCGCUUCCUGGGCCACCCCUACUGGAAUGGCCUCUCUCCCCAUCCAGGGGCCUGACUUGUAUUUCUCCAUAACCCUUAGCAUUACCGGUCUUUUUGGUAUCUCUUAUUUCACUAAUUAUUCUUUCAUUAAUUUAUUAGCAUUUAUUUUGUUUGCCUACAGUGUGUUUCUCCCUGUGGGACUGUAGGCUCCAGGAGGGCGGGAGACUUUGAUUUGUCCACUGAUGUAUUCCCAUUAAUUCAACAGAUCCCUCCUGAGGGCCUAUCUGAGCCCUGCACAGUGCUGGAUAUUGGGGUUCUCCUGGGAACUUAGCCGAGCCCCACCCUAGACAUUCUGGGGCUGGGAACAGUGCUGUAAACACAAAUGACAUCGUCGUGAGAUGAAGGAAACCAGAAAUGGGGGGUCUACUGGUCAGAUGAUCUUAGGUCAGACCACCUUUGUGGUCAGGGCCACCUUAGAUGAUAUGGUGAUCAUGCAGGGCCUCCCAGAUUAGGUGACUUCAGUUAAAGCCACAAAGAAACUGAGUGGGAGGUGCUAGAAGGGAAAAGCUAGGAACCAUGAGGGCACGUGUAGCUCUGACCUAGCCUCAGGCAGGGAGCUGGGGUCUGAAGAGUAAAGGUCAAGAAAAGGGGACCCAGCCCCUUAAGCUGCUCAGGGGUUCCUGGCUGGGUAGAUGGGUGGGGGGAUUCUCAGGGGUCACGGAAGGCUUCCUGGUGGAGGCUGUGGUUUCAUUAGGCCUCGAAGGUGGAGUAGGAGUUCUCAUUCUUUGGGAUAAGCUGACUGGGCUUGAGAAUUGUUUUGCAGGCUCCCUGGGAACCAGGUGGUCCAAGGGCUGAGCUGUGUGGCCAGACAAGAGGUCCCUGCCCUCCCCCAGUGAGCCCUGCCGUUCCUGUGGGAGCCAUGAAGCUGAACGAGAGGAGUGUAGCCCACUAUGCACUCAGCGACUCCCCAGCAGACCACACGGGCUUCCUGCGCACCUGGGGGGGCCCAGGGACCCCAUCGACCCCUAGUGGCACUGGCCGAAGAUGCUGGUUUGUCCUCAAGGGCAACCUGCUGUUCUCCUUUGAGAGUCGUGAGGGCCGGGCCCCGCUGAGCCUGGUGGUGCUGGAAGGCUGCACAGUGGAGCUGGCUGAGGCUCCUGUGCCUGAGGAGUUUGCCUUUGCCAUCUGCUUUGAUGCUCCUGGAGUGCGCCCACACCUGCUGGCUGCAGAAGGGCCGGCGGCCCAGGAGGCCUGGGUGAAGGCGCUGUCUCGGGCAAGCUUUGGCUACAUGCGCCUGGUGGUACGUGAGUUGGAGAGCCAGUUGCAGGACGCACGCCAGAGCCUGGCUUUGCAACGCCGCUCAUCCUGGAAGUCUGUUGCCGGCCGCUGUAAGCCCCAGGCUCCUAACCACCAAUCUGUGGGCCUGGAGAAUGGCCACUCCCUCUCCAAGGACAGCAGCCCCGUGGGCUUGGUUGAAGAAGGGGGCAGCAGGUCUUCAGGGCGGGGGUUGGCUGAGUGGGAGCUGCAGGGCCCUGCCAGCCUCCUCCUAGGCAGGGGGCAGAGCCCUGUGUCCCCUGAGACCUCCUGCUUCUCUACCCUCCAUGACUGGUAUGGCCAGGAGAUCAUGGAGCUGCGGCAGUGUUGGCAGCAGCGGGCCCAGAGGAGCCAGCCAAAAUGUGAGGAACAGGAUAAGCCCUAAGUCUGGACCCUUUGAGUCAGGAAACCAGGGCCAGUUCUUUUUCAGGAGUUAAAUGUUUACCCAUUUCCAAUGUUGUGUUUUGGGAGGGGACACGGGUUCUCUCCUUCCUGCUAUUUAGGCAUUCUCCAGAUUCCAGAUCCACCCGUGUGUCUGGAAGGGACUGAGGGACCAUUCCUUCCAUCCUCUUUAUUUCCUGAGGUCCAGAGAGGAAAGGAGACUUAGACGCCACAGAGCAAGACCCCAAUCUCCUGACUGCACUGGCUUGACUGGCCCCUCCCAGGGGAUGUUAAUGAAAUGAAGGAAGUGGGAAAUGUCACCUGAGAGUGUCACAGGCUUGCCCUACCUUUGACCUAUACACCAGGCUCUGGAGCCAUAAUUUCCAACCUGGGGAGUCUCGUGUGCAUUUAAAUCCGAGGUAGGCUGCAGUAUUGGCUUGAGGCUCUGACACUGUCAGAGAAAGUGGAUUUAUUGUGUCACAGGAGUUUCUGGGACCCAGCUCUUCCUGAGAGGGGUGGGAAGAUUGGGGAUCCUCACUCAGCAGUUUGGGUAGGGCCCUUUGAGGCAGAGGGUCUUCGGCCAGUGAAGAGAGAUUUACUCUGCUCAGAGUGUUGGGGUCCCAUCCUUUCUCCCCGGGUCCCCUGUUAACAGAUGGUGCUGGACCUUGCCCCAGAAGGGGCUUGUAGCUUUUUUAUGUCAACGAAAUGCCCUCCUGUACUCUGUCUUCAGCAGCCAACUCCUGGAGCUGCCAAGUGAGGGGUUAAAGAAGAGGUGGGUAGGCAGCGUGGCUCCCUGGGUAAAGUUUGUUGCUUUGGUUCUCAGUCCUGGGUAUUCUAGAAGUUUGGACACGGGAUUCCGUUUCCUGUGCUAAAAUUCUCCCUCCUGGCUGGGCUCCGGUAAACUGAAGCUGCUCGAGAAACCACCUGGAAACUCUCAUAGCCCUGUUUGUCACCCAGGGUGUACUUGCCAGGACCUUUCCUUGCUACUCUUCCCAACAUCGAGCGUGAUUUUUCUAUUGUUCUGGGAGGCAAAGCGGCUGGGUAACCAGAGCCUAACCAGACUGACGCCCCAGGGAGAAGACGCAGAGGCCGGGAGGAGACACCCCCUCCCAAACACACAAAACUUGCCCCUUCCUGGCCUCGGCUCCCCUCACUGGGGCCUUGGGCAGGGCUGACCCGCACCCAACUAGGCCUAAGGGGGACGCUCGGAGCCUCUUACCCCCAGGAGACGGAGAUGCGCCCAGGGCGGGCGCCCGGACUGUUCCCCACCCCUGCCUGGAAGCUCCGCAGCCACUGCAUUUUGUUGACGGGCCCUUCUCUUAUUCCUACAGUGUUUUGUACGCGGUUAAAACACUAGUAAAGCUUUUUCAUUAUUA